UGUGCAUAGUGCUUUGUAAAUAGUCCCAGAACUGCAAACAUUACCGUGGGCAGGCGAAAUCUUCCCUGGGCAGUGUUCUCUAAGAGCUGCCUUUUUGAGCUGUGGCCCCGUAAUCCCUUGCUUGUUUUGCGACGGAAUUACAUAGAAGGACAGAGAUUAGAUCAUGUGAAUGAAAUCUUGGAUGAUGGUGCUCAGAGGCAGCAAAUAUAUCCUCAAUGUGCGGCUAAUAGGAAAAGUUGCUGUGGCACUUGCGAGUGUGAUGUGCUACUGUGAAUUCCUGCACUAUUAUGUUGUGUUGUUUCAAUGUCAUUGGCCAAAACUUGAUCCUAAGUUAAGUGUCCAAGGCAUUAAGAAUGAUGCAGGCCCAUUACACAUUAUGGUCUUAGCUGACACUCACUUGCUUGGAACAAGAAAUGGCCACUGGUUUGAUAAGCUACGAAGAGAGUGGCAGAUGCAUCGUGCUUUCCAGUCCUCCAUUACUGUCCAUAAUCCAGAUGUGGUCAUAUUUUUAGGUGACUUAUUUGAUGAAGGAAAAUGGUGCAAGCCGAGUGAGUUUGCUGAGUAUGUUCAAAGAUUUCAUGACCUCUUUCGAACUCCUGAAGAAACACAUGUUCUUGUAGCUGUUGGGAAUCACGAUGUUGGUUUCCACUACAGCCUGAAUCCCUACCUGGUGAAUCGCUUUGAAGCCGUUUUUGCCACUGGCCUUGUGGCUCUGAAGCAGAUAAAGGGAGUCACCUUUAUCACCAUUAACAGCAUGGCCUUGGAGGGGGAUGACUGCUUUCUGUGUAAGCCCGCCUCGGAUAAAAUAAAAAUAAUUGGACGACAGCUGAAGUGUGCUGCUGGUAAUAUGGCAGCCUGUCAAUACUGGAAGAGUUCACAAUUGCAACAGUACAGUCAGCCUGUCAUAUUACAACAUUAUCCACUUUACCGUGAAUCAGAUAGCAUUUGUAGUGAGGUGGAUGAAGCACCAGAGGACAUCAAACACUUAUUGUUCCGAGAACGCUGGGAAUGCAUAUCAAAGGAUGCAACAGAAACUCUCUUUGAAGAACUCUCCCCGAGAUUGGUUCUCAGUGGCCACACUCACCAUGGCUGCCAUGUGAAGCAUAACACAAGUAAAGGAACCACAGUUGAUGAAUACACAGUUCCAUCGUUCUCGUGGCGAAACAAAGAAAAUCCUACUUUUUCUAUGUUAACAAUAACUUCCAACAACUUCAGCAUUUACAAAUGCCAGAUGCCAAAAGAAAACACAGUCAUCACUAUCUAUGCUUUUUCUGCUAUACUUCUUGUGCUGUGGAUUGCCGCAAAGAUUGUGAAGACACGUGGGGUUCUUUACACUAAGGUUGAAGGUCACAUUGAUUGACCUUCAGGGGAUGGAGUGCUGGUUUGUCUUCUCUAGGGAAGAGUUGACAUUGGAGGGUGAAUGAUUUUACUUGUUUAUACUUAUAUUUAUUGUUAUUGAUAUUCUUAUCAUUAUUGUUAUUGUUAUUAUUGUUGCUAUUAUUAUUGCUAUCACUAUUACUAUUGGUGAUAUUGUUAUUAUUAUUUGUAAGUAUAUUCAUGUAUUCUGUGAUAAUUUGCAGUCCUUUAUUAGUAUGAUAUAUCUUGUUCAGUAUCAAUCACUAAAUAAUUCUUAAGGUUAGUUGCUUCUUAGGCAGUAUCGAGUAUUAGAUUUUUCAUUUCUUGCCAUAGUCAUGAAAACUUUUCUUGCCAAAGUUGAUGUCAUGUAGCUCUUUUAGGACUUUUUGACAUAAGGCUAUCUCCAUAUCAAUUGAAGAAAAAGAUACUUUCAAUAGUGUUUUUAUCCAUUUCCUUAAUAAAGCACUGUAUUUGAUAUGGCAUUAAAAAUAGUAAAUUAAAUUUUCUAUGCCUGAUUCUCUUAGUUUAUGCUGAUAAAAGGCUUCUAUCUGUAAAACAAAACCUUGACCCAUAUGUCAGAUGGCAAAUAACACGCCAUAUGCAGUUCAGCUUGUUCUAUAUUGUGCACGAACUUCAUUUGUGUUUGGCCCUGUCUGCAAUCAUGAAGAAGUACAGCCUUCCAAAGUAGGCUUAAUAUCUCAUAUCAAUUUCUCUUAUUUAAAAAUUAAAUAUGCUGCAGCCAAAUUUGAAGAUAGUGAGGAAAACAUGUAAUGCUACAGACAAAAUUCUAGAAAGUGGAGAAAAAAAGUUUCAAAGCUUUAUUGGGGUUGCAUCCAGCAUUUGCCUUGGUUUUGGCGUGGGCAAAGGCUGUCAUUGUUAGGUUAAUUUGAGGUGCAUAGAUGUUUUCGAAUAGCUUGGUGGAUUUCUUGAACAGAGGUAGAUUUUUUUUUGAAGGGCAUGCUGAAAUGGAAUGAGAAAGUACUUUGAUGUAUAUUUAUAAAUAUUGUUGAUUUUAUUUAUGGCAUAUUUAUAACUUUUUUGUCUAUCAUUUAUCAUGCUAAGGUAUGAUAAAGAAUACUAAGGCAUUUUUAAAGAUAGUAAAGUGUAAUAAUCACAAAGAAGUAAUAAAAACAAGAACCACACUUAUAAAUGUUAUGGAUAUGCAUUUCUUAUGUUGAUAUUAACUAAAGCAAUGAAGGUUGUGAUUUUAGUAAAAAAGAAAUAUUAUAAUUAGUGAAUAAUAAGAUGAUGCUGUCACCGAAUGUAUUAGUAAAAUAUGUCAAACAGUGAUUGAAUGCUGAAGAUAUUCAUUGCUAUGUACUGUUGCUCUUUAACGGUUACCCCAAACCUUGAUGUGAUUUAUGUUCUUCCACGAUCUGAAUACGAUUUUAUGUGAUACAGA
This is a messenger RNA of Penaeus monodon (black tiger shrimp), 2758 nucleotides long. It is a transcript of the gene PGAP5, whose product is annotated as metallophosphoesterase 1-like. Lineage: Eukaryota; Metazoa; Arthropoda; Malacostraca; Decapoda; Penaeidae. The record is from RefSeq and is a predicted model, not a curated record. Gene Ontology annotation, biological process: GPI anchor biosynthetic process. Gene Ontology annotation, molecular function: hydrolase activity. The coding region runs from base 170 to 1360 and encodes 396 amino acids. The transcript is spliced from 10 exons.